AUGAGGCAAUCAAUCAACGUGGUCUGGAUCGGCAAGGAUACUAUCAAAGUGACCGCUUCUAACAUGUAUCUGAACAAGAAGAAGAUUGUCAACCAGACUUGCGAAAUCGCCGAAAGCGGCGCCGACGAUUCGAUGCAGUCGCCAUCUAUCCGCAACCAGCGGGAAGACGUAGACAGGGCCAAGCAGAAAGAACCGGAAAAGUAUACUUUCGUGCCACGACCGGUGGGUCUGCACCUUCAUAAAAACCUGAUUCUAGGAACGGAUGCAAUACCAGAGGCAGCUGACCGGCUCCAACACAAGCCAACGCGCAGUACGAUCGCCACCCUGGUCACGAUCUUCACGUUCGACAACCAGCUGUGUCAAAUCGUCCGUGAGCGUGGCCCAAUCCACGAUAACCACAUCUACCAGAUCUACCGGGGUCGUAACUUCGCCGGCCAGGUCAGUGACGGCCGACCGGAAGCCUUUCAGCAUCAGGUUAUGUCGAGCAUUCUUUUCCUGCCUGGAUACCAAACCAUAUUCUGCCCGACCACGCACGUCGAUGUCGGGCACGUAAUGUCGAUGAAACCCCCUGAUGCAGGUUCCCCGCAGCAGCACGUCAAAGUGCCGGUGUCGGUCUCGAUGGCGGAACCCUCGUCCGGAUAGCGGAUGCCCUUU
This is a messenger RNA of Culex pipiens pallens (northern house mosquito), 654 nucleotides long. RefSeq lists its product as uncharacterized. The record is from RefSeq and is a predicted model, not a curated record. Bases 1 to 642 code for a protein of 213 amino acids. The transcript has 3 exons. Lineage: Eukaryota; Metazoa; Arthropoda; Insecta; Diptera; Culicidae.